Molecule: messenger RNA, 2637 nt
Organism: Lineus longissimus
Lineage: Eukaryota; Metazoa; Nemertea; Pilidiophora; Heteronemertea; Lineidae
Product: rho-related protein racA-like
Exons: 11
Coding region: 104-1858 (584 amino acids)
Biological process (GO): regulation of cell shape; establishment or maintenance of cell polarity; small GTPase-mediated signal transduction
Cellular component (GO): cytoskeleton; cytoplasmic vesicle; cell projection
Molecular function (GO): protein kinase binding; GTPase activity; GTP binding
Source: RefSeq, a predicted model, not a curated record
AGACCGCUUGUGUUGAAACUGGCAAUACAGGGAGGUAAAAACACGAAUUUUCUGCAAUUUUUCAGCUACAUCACUUGAAAAAGAAAGUUUAGUUAAGAUUAAGAUGGAGCACUUAAAGUUAGUCGUAGUCGGAGAUGGUGGGGUUGGGAAAAGUUGCUUGCUGAUCUCUUACACCACUGAAUCUUUCCCCGGAGAGUAUGUUCCAACGGUGUUCGACAACUACUCGGCAAAUGUCAUGUUUGAUGGAAAACCAGUGAAUAUUGGUCUCUGGGAUACGGCAGGACAGGAGGACUACGACAGGUUGCGCCCCCUGUCGUACCCCCAGACGGACGUCUUUUUCGUCUGCUUCUCUAUUGCAUCACGCGACUCGUUCGAGAACAUUGCCGCUAAAUGGGACCCAGAAAUCAGCCAUUAUUGUCCACAUACGCCCAGGCUCCUGAUUGGGUGUAAAGGAGAUUUGCGUAAUGAAAGAACCCCGGUGAGUAAAUUAGAAGCCGAGAAGCUUGCAAAAUCGUUGGGGAUGGAGUAUUGCGAAUGCAGCGCCCUCACACAGCAAGGUGUCAAAUACUGCUUCGACAAAGCGGCCCAUGCCGCCCUAUCAUCACGUCCAGCGAAAGCCAAGGGCUUCUUCUCCGGCAAGAAGAAGAAAUCCACGCCGCUACCACCAGUGAUGCCCGAGACAGGUCGGGCGCCCUGGAUUGAAGUGCAGACGUCGUCGUUUGGUCCGGACUGGCAGAAAAUGUUGGAGAACCCCCGCCACGCUGAUGUCGCAUUCGUCAUCCAGGGAAACUACCGUCUGGAGGCGCACAAAUGCUUGCUGUGUUGCGCGUCGAGGUUGUUUUGCAGGGUCCUUGGUGUGACGCCCCCGGCCCCGAACAACCAACUUAAACAGAUCCAAGCGCACGUCAACAAAAUCACAUGGGAGGAGAUAAAUUCUGGAACGGUGUCAGGUCUGGCUGGAAUAAAAGAAGAGAAGACAGGGGCGUCUGGAAAGAUUCGCACGGUCAUCACCCUGAGUGAUGACAUCACGGUGAAGACUUUCACUCACGUGCUCGAGUUCCUGUACGCAGGUGUACCAAACUUCGAAGAGAGUCACACAGACGAAGAGCUGAUAGACUUGAAGAAGGUGGCGGGCAUGUUUGAUAUGUCCUACCUAGUGACCAUAUGCGACAACGUCUUGACCGAGGAGGACUUCCUCAACCCGAGCAUAGGGACCUUCCUGAAUGAUGAAACCGGCCAAGCUAUGAAGAAACUGCUCAUGAAUCAGUCCACGAUGGCUGAUGUUGUGUUCCUUGUGGAAGGUGCACGAGUAUAUGGACACCAGACCAUCCUAUCAUGUCGGUCUGAAGUCAUGGCGGCUAUGUUUAGUGAACAUUUCACGGAGGGAAGCUCACAUAUGCCAGAGAUUAUCGUGCCUGAUGUCUCCCUGGAAAAUUUCCUGGCCUUGAUCGAGUACCUCUACACAGACCACGCUCCCAUUGAGUCUGGUGAUUCAGUAGGCCUCCUAGUUGCAGCCGACAGAUACUUCCAAACACGGCUAAAGAACCUUUGCGAGCUCUACAUUACAAAAGAAGUCGACCGAUCCGUGGUGAAAAAUAUUGAAAAAUCGGAAAUUGAUGUAAUUGGUCUGCUUCACGGUGCGCAGCAACACAAUGCAGAGCAGUUAGCUUAUUGGUGCCUCCACUUCAUCUCAACCAACUACAUCGCCUUUGAGAGGAGGCCAGAGUUUUCAGCUUUGGGAAAAGAAAAUAGUGAUUAUGUGAAGGAGCAUCGAUGGCCGCCGUUGAAAUAUUUGGAAGAGGUUAAAGAGUACGAGAAGAAGAUGGAGAAAGCUGGAGAGAGUUGUGUGGUCAUGUGAUCAAAACAACAUAGAGGAGAGAAGGGAAACGUGAUUGGCUCACACUGACACUAACGAGGAAUGAUAAAAUGUAUAUGUAAUGUAGCAGCAUUUUGAACCUCAGACCAAGUGUGAGGGGAGGAGGAUACAACUGACCAACUCAGGACUUUUGAGGAUGGUGUAGCUUUUGAAAUAAACAGUGUAAAUUCGAGAAUUCUUCGAACGAACAGAUCCCGUCAGUAGUGUUGGCAGGAAAGGAAAGGUAGAACAUUGAAUGAGUCACUUUGAAAUGAACUCCUGAAUCUGAUUACUAGGUCAGCGCAUCAGUGACGUCUUCAGUAUUCCAUGUCAUCAUGUUGCUCACGCGACUCCAGGUGCCAUUGUUGGUCUGUUGUUUCAUACCAAGGAUUCUACUGUAGAGUUGGUAGAUGUCAACCAUAUGAAUUGGCUUGGCGAGGUAGUUUUUCUUAAAAUCUGGAGAAGAAGGCAAAUUUCUUUUUCAAAUAUUGUAAAACCAAUCGGUAGGAUGUAGCGAGAUAUCGCAAUUUUUGUAUACGUAUGAAUUAAUAAAGAAUGUCGCACAAAUUGAGUAUUCAGACACGUGACAGCACAGCUAUAAAUCUAGCUAUCUCGGUGAAACUCUCUGAUCCAGAACCGAAUCGGAUGGUUUGGAGGGGUUGUCGCACAAAUUGGCGACAACUCACUUUUCGCGGAUCCUUGCUUGAACUUCGGGAGACUUCCAUGACGUCACUAUUGACACCGUCCAAUCAAAAUGAUACUCGGCGACACUCACCUGGUCC